Molecule: messenger RNA, 639 nt
Organism: Soboliphyme baturini
Lineage: Eukaryota; Metazoa; Nematoda; Enoplea; Dioctophymatida; Soboliphymatidae
Source: the annotation of a GenBank genome assembly
AUGAACUUAUUCAAGUGGAGUGUAGCGCCUGACGUGCUCUCGCGUCAAAAGCUCGAAUCUUUCGAAGGAAAAUCGGUCGCUGACGCGGUUACGAUGUCGUUGGUGAAGUUUGGCGAAAAUCUGUCCGUCCGCCGAAAUUUGAAUUUUAAAGUGCGUCCAGGCGUGUUUCUGUCAGCAUAUGUGCACCCUCGGCCCAGUGCUCUUAGUGAUGACGACGUUCUUCUUGGUCACUACGCUGCAGCUCUAGCUUUUCGUCCAAAUAAAGGAGUCAGUUCUACGGAAUCUUACGAUGUCGUUGGUUCGCAGCUAUGUCAGCACAUAAUAGGUAUGAAUCCAAGAAGCAUUGGGAAUGUGGACAGGAAACCUCAAGCGGAACACGAUAACAAAGCUCCUGUUGUGUCGCCACCGUUGGAAGAUCUCAAGGAAGAGAGAUCGGAACGACAUGAAGAAGAUAUGGAGGUUCAGCACGAGGAGGAUGACAUUUUGGAGCAAACGCAGUUGAACAAUGAGACAGAACUGUUGCACCAAAGUUUCUUACUGAACCCGGAUAUAACGGUUUUAGACUUUCUGGAGGCUCAUCAACUUUCUGUAGUGGAUUAUGUUCGUUUAGAAUUAGGCGAUACAUCUGGGCAAACUUAG